Molecule: messenger RNA, 2106 nt
Organism: Ogataea philodendri
Lineage: Eukaryota; Fungi; Ascomycota; Pichiomycetes; Pichiales; Pichiaceae
Exons: 1
Coding region: 1-2106 (701 amino acids)
Biological process (GO): cellular response to gamma radiation; cellular response to X-ray; double-strand break repair via nonhomologous end joining
Cellular component (GO): Ku70:Ku80 complex
Molecular function (GO): double-stranded DNA binding; telomeric repeat DNA binding
Source: RefSeq, a predicted model, not a curated record
AUGGAAAGAGAAAUCACGUAUCUGAUUUUCGACCAGUCGCCAACCAUGGCGCCAUUUUUGGACGACUGUGUGGAUCUGGCGCUUGAUCUGGUGCUGCGUAGCUUGAUGCGCGGGAAAAAGACUGAUCUGUUUGGAAUCGCAAAGAUCCAUCAUCCUGACACUGAUAACCCAAUGGACAACAUCAGUCCCGGCAAUUGGAAUAACUGCGUGCUGGAAGGGCCCGAGGUGUACGACUGGAACCUGCUGGCAGAGCUCAAGGACAGCGUGAGCAUCUACAACGAGCCCGUGGGCGAUCUGGAGGUGGAUGUGCCGCGUGCUUUGGCGAUUGUGCUCCAGAGAAUCGCCGAAUUGAACCCCAAGGGCACCAAAAAGGAGCGCAAUACCAUCUUCCUGAUGUCUGACAUGGCGAGCGUGACCAAUUGGGGCGAUUUGGGGAUGCUUGUGAGCUCUGCUGCCGCUCAGCACAACGUGCUUAUUGUUUUCGUUCACUGCGUGUCAGAGCAGGUGCUAAACCAAGAACCAGCGCAGUUGGCGCAGAUCGAGGCCAACUUGGAACAGAUCGACUCGUUGCUCGGCAUGUUGCGCCAUAACAAGGGCCGGACCUUGCUGUCGUAUAUUUGUACCUUGGACCAGAUGAAGAACGAGCUUCUCAAGUGGAGAAACGAGCCGGUUCGGUUUUGGAGGCCAGCCCGAAUGUUUACAGGCGAUGUUCGCAUUGGAGGCGAUCUAGAAAGCAUAGACCUCCGCAAUUGCGCUACCACACUGAAAUUGCCCAAAGACGAGGCAGAUUCGUUUGCUGGAGACUACAACUCGCUGAUCGACCCGUUGACGAUCCGGUUUGUGGCCGACGCGUAUCCGCUGACGAAAUCCAUGAAGAUCCCAAUCAACCACGAGAUGGGGCUGCGUAAGGACCCGGAAACAGGCGCCACUACGUUAUUCGACCUCAAACACGCUGUGGACAAGUACGUUGUUCUGGAGGCAGACAACGAAGAGAACGCAGAAAAGAAGAUCGUACAGGAUACACAGGUCCAAGAAGCGUACAAGUACGGGGCGUCGACAGUUCCGAUCACCUUGUCGUUGAAACAGCUGUUGAAGAUGAAUAGCUACGCCGGACUCGAUUUCCUGCAAUUUGUGGACCGGUCCACGAUUCCGCCGUGGUACUAUCAUGGAGAGGCUGAAAUACUGUUGAGCAACCAAAAUAGCACACUGCGCGACCAGUACGCGUUCAAUAUGCUCGCGCAGUCGAUGCUGGAACAGGAUUUGGUGGGGAUUGUGCGGUACGUUAAGAAAAACGGAGGGCCUGUCAAAUUGGCAGCCAUGAGUCCGUGUGUGCUUCUGACGGAGUCUACCAAGUACAGAGCGGGAGCCCGUGCAGGCGACAAGAGAACGGCGGACGAGAUCGAGUCCGAGGAGGAGUACUACGGGUUCUCCUUGGUGAUGCUCCCGUUUUCAGAGGAAGAGCGCGUUUCCACGUCUGUGAAGCUUGACGGAGUGUACGAUGGCAACUCAAACGACGACACUGCGAAAGAGAACUUCCCAACCGCGAAGAUGGUGCAUGAGAUGGACCAACUGGUUGAAAGUCUGGAUCUGGACCGGCUAGACAAUUGCGACACCGAAAACGUCCAUGAAUACAAGUACGUCGAAUUGAACCACGGCGAGCCGUUCCCGCUUCCGCACGGGAUCGGACUGGAUCUGCCGGCAGACGAGCGCGGGCUCAACAGCGUCACACGGCGGAUCCUCACCCAGAACGGUCCCAACCUGCACUAUGUGCCCCAGGUGCUACGAGAGAUUUAUGCGAGCCAGGUGAGGAAGGCAGAGUACAAGGUUGCGGAAACGAGAUACGAGACGCUGUUUGAGGUCACCAGCAAGGACCCUGCAGCGUUAAAAGCGCUCGUGGAGCAAACAGUGGGCCAGGAGACCGACUUUGCUCCGUCGUUUGAUGGAGUCGACACAGACCAAGUGGACGAGCUGUGCGAACGGCUGGCCAAACGGCUGGAGAUCGAGAUUGUUCCAGAGCCAAAGCCCAAGCGCGAGGACAGCCCGUCUGUGCCGGAUGUGGCCAAACCGUCCAUCGAUACGUUGCUCGCGAGCGUGCUCCCGAGCUGA